Molecule: messenger RNA, 1378 nt
Organism: Anopheles nili
Lineage: Eukaryota; Metazoa; Arthropoda; Insecta; Diptera; Culicidae
Product: zinc finger protein 235-like
Exons: 2
Coding region: 1-1296 (431 amino acids)
Biological process (GO): regulation of transcription by RNA polymerase II
Molecular function (GO): DNA-binding transcription factor activity; RNA polymerase II cis-regulatory region sequence-specific DNA binding; protein binding
Source: RefSeq, a predicted model, not a curated record
AUGCAGGAAUUUUUCCGAAUGUAUUACUCGAAGGAAGAGUUCAAGGAGCUGUUGUAUAACGUGCAAAUGUCCAUUCCUAGGAUAGCUGCAAGUUAUGAUGAGCCUUGUAAAGAUGAACAGUUGGAAGAAAUUGCAGAACAUGAUGAAACAUAUGACAAGUGUACAGAUGAAGGAUCCAGCGAUGUCGAGGAGAAUAGACUUGACGAAACGGAACUGAAUGAAGAACAGCAGUAUGCAACAGUGGAAGAUAUCGUUAUCGAGCCGGCGGAGCCCAGAGAGUCAUGUUACUUGGGAUAUAACACCGACGAACUGGAACAAUCUGAAUCGGCUGAAAUCGAAAUGUUGGAAGAUUGUGAGAAUGAAAAAAGCGAGCCUUAUUCAAUGCAGCAUGAAGAUUGUGUCGGGGAUGAUUUGCAGGUUAGCGGAGACGCAGAAGGAAAUGAGGAAUCGAACAAGAGGUCCGGUCGAGUAUGCUGUGGUUGUCCAGGCUUGCAGUUUCCCACCAAAGCAGCGCUAGUAGAGCAUUCGAACGCGGUGCACCGGAAGGAGCGUAUCUUGAACAACUUGCGCCCAUACGAGUGUGACAUCUGCUACAUACGGUAUUCAAAAUACUCGUGGCUGGUCCACCACCAGACGAAACCGUAUCGCGAGAAGAAGUUCAAAUGUCGAAAAUGUGACGCCCAAUUUUUGGGACGCAGCGCGCUGCUAAACCACAAUAAAAGCAUGCACGUGCGCGAGCGAUCGUACGUGUGUGACGUCUGUCAGAAGGGAUUCUAUACCAGCAGUACACUGAUAUCGCAUCGCCAGGUGCACAGUGAAAAGAAGUUAAAGUGCAAAACGUGCUCCAAGACGUUUGUACGCCAAGCUGACCUGCUGGGGCAUGAAAUAGCGCAUCUGAACGAGCGGCCGUACGGAUGCGAUCUGUGCCAGAAGCAGUUCAAAACUCGCGCCCACCUGCGGAACCACCAGCAAGUGCACACGGGCGAGCGCACGAAGAGAUGCAAAUACUGCGAUAAGGGCUUCCUAACGUACACGGAUCGGCGGGUGCACGAGCUGCAGCACGAAAACAUCCAACCCUUCUUGUGCCCGCACUGCAACAAACACUACGGCCGGAACUACAAGCUGCAGUUGCACAUCCGCAAGGCGCACACCGGUGAACGGCCGUUCAAGUGCGAUGCAUGUUCGGAGCGGUUCUUCCAGCAGUGGGAGCUUACGGCGCAUCAGAGAACAAAACACGGCCUGGAAAAGAAGGACCCGACCGAGCAGGUGCCGGAGAAUGUAUAUCGCGAGCGCUAACGAAAGGAAGCAUUCCCUAGAUGUAAGAGGGAAAUGCAUAGAACAUACUAAAAUUUCGUUUAUAAAUGGCCUGUCUCAUAGA